Messenger RNA from Rotaria sp. Silwood2, 537 nucleotides. NCBI's taxonomy places the organism in Eukaryota, Metazoa, Rotifera, Eurotatoria, Philodinida, Philodinidae. The record is from the annotation of a GenBank genome assembly.
AUGGUCUUCUUUCACUGGGGAAAUGAAGCUGAAGAAGAAAUAACAAAAAUUUCAAUGACACUUGAUUUAUUAGAAAGAUUUUGUGUAAAAGUUCAUACUGCUAAAGAUGAACAAACUAGUGAACCUUUAAAUGAAACACAAUCAGAACCAAUAGCUGAUAAAGUUCAAACACCAUUUUUAAAACAUACUUUUGUAUCUCAAGAACUAUUAGAUAAUGUUCAAGAUAUUUAUACGAAUGCUGAAUUAUUAACUGUUUAUGAUCCAAUGACUAAAGUAGUAUUAGUUGAAAGUGAUGAUGAACAAGAAUUACUUUUCAGUAUACCAUUUAAUGGUGCUGUAAAAAUAACUGGUCUAUGCAUUAUUGGUGAAAAUGGUCCAUCACAUCAAACAACUCAAAUUUAUUAUGUUGGUCUUCGUGGUGAAUAUCUCGGUGUAAAAGGCAAAUCUAAAGUAGUCAUUACAACGUAUGAAGCGAGACCACAAUUAAAAGAUCACAAAGUGAAUGAUUUUUUAACAGGUAAUCGUGAAAUACAAUAA